AUGGCACCCGCCCCGGAUUCCUCCUCCGCCUCCCCCUUCCCCGGCGACAGCAGCCCUCUCCCACCACCUCUCGCGGCGAAACCUUUCUCCUCCUUCCCGGGCAUCCCGCCCUUCCCGGCCGACGUCCCCACCUGCCCGCUCGUACGCGUGUCGCUCGCCCGCCUGCUGCACGGCGAUGUCGGCGAAGAGGACGCGCUGUGGCGCGCGUGUUGCGACCUGGGCUUCUUCUACAUCGACCUGCGCCCCGAGGAGAUAGGGGACGACGACGAGGAUGAGGAUGAAGCCGAGGUUUUUGUUGGCAGAGGCGGUGCCAGUGGCGCGGUGAGGAGGAGCUCGCGUCAGGUGGAGGUGCAUGUGGAUGGCGAGCAGCUGUUAGAGGACGCGGAUACGUUGUUUGACGUGCAGGAGGGCUUUUUCGAUUUGCCGGUUGAGGAGAAGGAGAAGUACGAUCUCAGUAGUCAGGGGAGUUAUUUUGGUUACAAGGGCUACGGCGCUGGCAUCAUCGACAAAGACGGCACGAAAGACCGCAAUGAGUUCUACAACAUCUCAAAAGACGACAUCCUCGGCCGCUCGGCAACGCCGCUACCCGCGCCCUCGAUGCUGCGGCCGCACCGCCCCUUGCUCUCCUCCUUCAUGCGCGGCUCGCACUCGCUCGUCAACCUCAUCCUCCGCAUCCUCGACGCCCGCCUGGGGCUGCCCUCGGGCACGCUGCCCGCCCUGCACCGCCUGACGGCCCCGUCUUGCGACCAGGUCCGCUUCGUGCGGGCGCCGCCGCAGCCGCGCGACGACGCCCGCGUGGCCCUCGGCGAGCACACGGACUUCGGCAGCGUGACCGUCCUGUUCAACCGCGUGGGCGGCCUGCAGGUGCUGCUGCCGCCUGGGAUGGAGCCGGCGCAACCGUCGUCGUCGUCGUCCUCGUCGUCGGCCACCGCCGGCGUCAUGGUCGACCGGGAAGACCUGCAGGACCAGAGGCGAGACAGCGCCAACGCGGUGCCGCCGACAGCAGCAGCAGCGGGCAAAGCGGCGGCGAAAGAGACGUGGGCGUACGUGCGGCCGCUGCCCGGCCACGCCAUCGUCAACCUCGGCGACGCCCUCGUCAAGAUGACCAGCGGCAUCCUCCGCUCCAACAUCCACCGGGUGGCGGCGCCGCCGGGCGAGCAGGCGCCGUGCACCCGGUACAGCCUGGUGUACUUUGCGCGGCCGGAGGACGACGUCGUGCUGAGGGUGCUGGAGGGCAGCGAGAGGAUCGAGGAGAAGGUGAGGGAGACGGGACAGGUGUUAGGGCGGGAGAGGGAGGAGCGCGCGGUGAGCGCGAAGGAGUGGAUCUUGAGGAGGGCGUUGGCGAGGAGGUCGGGUGGGAAGUGGGAGGAUAGCACGGGGACGGAGGAUAUCAGUAGGAGGAGGGGGAAUGGAGUGUCGGUUUGA
This is a messenger RNA of Diplodia corticola, 1425 nucleotides long. Its product is annotated as clavaminate synthase-like protein. Gene Ontology annotation, molecular function: dioxygenase activity. NCBI's taxonomy places the organism in Eukaryota, Fungi, Ascomycota, Dothideomycetes, Botryosphaeriales, Botryosphaeriaceae. Bases 1 to 1425 code for a protein of 474 amino acids. The transcript has 3 exons. The record is from RefSeq and is a predicted model, not a curated record.